Adelges cooleyi (spruce gall adelgid) is the source of this 3612-nucleotide messenger RNA. RefSeq names its product AP-1 complex subunit gamma-1 (gene AP-1gamma). Bases 413 to 3031 code for a protein of 872 amino acids. The transcript is spliced from 17 exons. Gene Ontology annotation, molecular function: clathrin-cargo adaptor activity. Lineage: Eukaryota; Metazoa; Arthropoda; Insecta; Hemiptera; Adelgidae. Gene Ontology annotation, cellular component: AP-1 adaptor complex; Golgi apparatus; membrane coat. Gene Ontology annotation, biological process: intracellular protein transport; receptor-mediated endocytosis; Golgi to vacuole transport. The record is from RefSeq and is a predicted model, not a curated record.
UCUGCUGCGCUCACUGCACUACUCGCGAGUUGCGACCUGCUGGAUUGAUUGCUGUAUGUAAAAUGUAUCACGUUCGCACCUGUUUGAUAAAAUUAUUAUAUGUGAUUUCUUAGAUCUUACGGUGGCGACCCACUACCGAAAUCGUCGGUUCGGUCGCACCAUUUAGGCACGGGCAGCGAGUAAUAUUGUCGACAUAUCUUUGCAGAGGCCACCAUCAAAGUAUACGCAAUAUUAUUAUAUUCUACUAGGCGGCCCACAAGUACACACAUAGUGUCGAGCGAAUGUUCAUGACACGAAUACAGAAAAACAAGAUAAGGGCACUGCCGCUGUCGAGCCGUUCUUCGAAUAUCGCGCCCAAGGAUAAGCAGUGAAGGCAGUUUAUUUGUCAAUCAAAUUGAAUAAAAGCUUUAACAUGAAUAGUUCUUCUGAUACCGGGUUUAAUCCGGCAUUCAAUAUUGCUACAAUUAAGCAAGUGUUCAAUGAAGCUGUUGAAAAAGUUCGAAUGCCUACGCCGAUGAGACUUAGGGACCUCAUACGACAAAUAAGAGCAGCACGAACAGCAGCGGAAGAAAGAGCGGUUAUCAAUAAAGAAUGCGCUGAUAUACGAACAUCGUUUCGUGAUGAAGACAGCGUUUGGAGAUGCCGAAACAUUGCUAAAUUGUUAUAUAUUCAUAUGCUAGGAUAUCCUGCACAUUUUGGUCAGUUAGAGUGUUUGAAAUUAAUUGCGUCCCCUAGGUUUACUGAUAAACGUAUCGGCUACUUGGGCGCUAUGUUAUUAUUGGAUGAACGACAAGACGUGCAUCUACUUAUCACAAAUUGCUUAAAAAAUGACUUGAAUAGUUGCACUCAAUUUGUUGUUGGUCUAGCGUUAUGUACUCUUGGUGCAAUCGCAUCCCCGGAAAUGGCUAGGGACCUUGCGACUGAAGUAGAAAGACUUAUGAAAUCGCCUAAUACCUAUAUCAGAAAAAAGGCAGCGUUAUGUGCAUAUCGCAUUGUGCUCAAAGUGCCGGAAUUAAUGGAAAUAUUUCUUCCAGCUACUAGAUCGAUGCUUUCAGAAAAAAAUCAUGGUGUACUUAUCACUGGCGUUACCUUAAUUACAGAAAUGUGUGAAAGAAGUAUUGAUACUUUACAACAUUUCAAAAAGGUUGUGCCAAAUCUAGUAAGGAUUUUAAAAAAUUUAAUAUUAGCUGGCUAUUCGCCCGAACAUGAUGUUUCCGGAGUGAGUGAUCCGUUUUUACAAGUAAAAAUAUUGAGGUUGCUAAAAAUACUUGGUCGUAAAGAUCCAGAAGCCUCUGAAACUAUGAACGAUGUGUUAGCACAAGUAGCUACCACUACGGAAACAAACAAAAAUGUGGGUAAUACCAUUCUAUACGAGACUGUGCUUUCAAUUAUGGACAUCAAAUCGGAAUCUGGCCUCCGAGUGCUUGCCAUCAAUAUUUUGGGGAGAUUUUUGUUGAACACUGAUAAAAAUAUACGAUAUGUCGCUUUGAAUACGCUGCUGAAAACAAUUCAUUUGGACAUCACGGCCGUGCAAAGACACAGAACUACUAUAAUAGAAUGUCUUCGACAAGAUCCAGAUGUCUCAAUAAGACGACGCGCUUUAGAACUUAGCAUAGCUCUAAUUAAUUCUCACAAUGUGUUAACAAUGACUAAAGAACUCUUAGCAUUUUUGGAGACGUCGGAACCGGAAUUUAAAGCUCUGUGUUCAUCUAGUAUAGUUAUGGCAGCUGAAAAAUAUGCACCGAACACUCGGUGGCACUUGGACACGCUAAUAAAAGUUCUUGUGGCUGCCGGUAACUACAUAAGAGAUGAUGUUGUGUCUAGUACAAUACAAUUAGUAUCUGAGUCGGGAGCUCAACACGGUGGGUAUAUGGCUUCAAAGUUGUGGGUAGAAUUAGAAAAGGAUACCAGUGAUAAACAGCCGUUAAUACAAGUAUCGACUUGGACCAUUGGUGAAUUUGGCGAUAUGUUAUUGCAACAAUCUGACGAUUUAGCUGUAAAAGUGUCUGAAGAAGACAUUCUGAGGGUUUAUCAUAAACUGAUGUGGAGUCCCCAAAAUAAUAUUGUCACCAAGCAAUAUACUUUAAAUUCUCUUAUGAAAUUGAGCACUCGCGUUAAAGUCAAUGUCGAUAAAGUGCAUGAAAUGGUUGCGUCAUUUACAACUCAUAUGCACACUGAUCUCCAACAACGUGGGAUUGAGUACAACCAGCUUUUUAACAGAUACGACAAAAUGCGGGAUGGGUUAUUGGAAAGAAUGCCCGCCAUGGAGUCAAACCGUACUCAACAAUCUCAGUGGAAUGAAACCAAUGAAAACAUUGCAUCUCCUAGUGAUUUAAUUAGUACCGACACAACCAACACCGAUACAAACGAUUCAAAUGCACUGCUGGUAUUGUUGGGAGGCGAAAACGGAGAUGCAGAUUUAGUUCCGAAUUCUUUAGUUCAAAAUUCUUCAAUAAAGCCCGAUACUCAAGAUUUAUUGGAUCUAUUGGGUGGAUUAGAUUUAAGCAAUCAACCAAUGCAACCGUUAAACAAUCUUUUACCCGAAAAUACUACCAAUGGGUCCAGCGUAAAUGCUAAUAGUUUACUUGAUUCAUUAAAUUUAGACGAUGGUCCCGUCAUAAGCAACAAUGUUAAAAAACCGGGAACUGUCACUGCCUACGACCAAAAUAGUCUACUGAUAACUAUAACAGUAGAAAGAGAUGUAUCAAACAUGGAUACAAAUAUGUUAAACAUGGCUGCAUACAACAAUGGACAAUUUACCAUAAAUGAGUUUUUAUUUCAAGCGGCUGUUCCAAAAACUUUCCAAUUACAAAUGUUACCACCAUCUGGAAAUUCAAUUGAACCUGGUUCCUUUUUGACGCAAGUCAUGCGAGUCUCUAAUGCGUCAAAAAAUCAGCUGAGAAUGAGAAUAAGAUUAUCAUAUACAUCUAAUGGUAUACUGGUGCAAGAUCAAACUGAAGUCAAUAACUUUCCAAAUCCACCUGAACUAUUUGGAACUUCCCCGUUAGAUCUAUGGUCUGAAAAUCAAUGACAAAAAAUAUUACUGGCAAUCAGCUAAAGUAAUUCCGACAGCUGUGGAUAAGUCGGUAAGUGUUCCCAACGUGAUAACUGUUUAGGUUUUGUCAAUUACUUGAGAAAAAUAUGUACCAACUGCUAAUUUUCAAAAUUGGGUUGACAUUAAAAUGAUAUGUACAGUAAUUAAGAGACUUAAUAACCUUUUUUUUUUUUUAUUGAACUUAAUAAAUGUAAUAUACUUAUUAUUUAGCUCACAGUAUUACAAAAAUGUGUUUUUGUAUGUGUCCGAAUAAUUUUUAAAAAUACCGGGUGAAUAUUAUUAAUAUAACAUAUUAUGUGAUAAUUUUUAACUGCACAUUUUCAUUUCUGUGGGUUGUAAAUCAAAAACCGGUUGUGAAAUUCUAAUUAUGUACCAACAUUGGUGACGUUUGCGAGCAAAUAGUAUUUCAGUUAAAGAUUAUUAUUAUUUUAUUAUUAUAAUUAUUUUUUUUUUUUUUAGUAAUGUCUAUGUCAUAUUUUUUGCAAUCCUAAUUGAUGCAACUUUUUUAUGUAUAAGAAUACAUAACUAUAAUAUAUAUUAUAUUAUAUGUAUUAAGC